UCUUCCUCCGCCCUUUCCCCCUCCAUCGGCGUCCGCAUAAUCGCACCGCACCAUCGCCAUCAACAAAACCCCCCGAAGAAACCCUAGGAGAGGAGGAGUCACCCCCUCCCGCGAGGAGGAGGAAGGAGAAGGAAAAGGAGAAGGAGGAGAAGAGCUUCAUUAAUGGCGGGGGAGGAGGAGAAGCCGCUGCGGGGGAUCGCGGAAGCCUUCGAGGGCCUCGCGGAGACGGCGAGGGCGAAGGCUCCCUCGUCGGCUAUGGAGGUAGCCCCCUUCGCCCGCGCCUGCGCCCACGUCUCCGUCCUCUUCGGGUGCCUCGGCAUUGCCUUCAAGUUCGCCGAGAUGGAUUACGUCUCCAAGGUGGAUGAUCUGCUGGAGGCAUCAAAGUCUAUUUCAACAUUGCAAUCUAUGCUUGAUUUAGACGUGGAGCACAACCGUGUGAGAGAAGCUGGUAGCCACACUAGGAACCUUCUCAGAGUGAAGCGUGGACUCGACAUGGUUAAAGUGCUGUUCGAGCAAAUUUUAGUAUCAGAGGGCAAUUCUCUGAGGAAUGCGGCAUCAGUAGCUUAUGCUGAAGUGUUUUCUCCUCAUCAUGGAUGGGCCAUUAGGAAAGCAGUUGCUGCAGGAAUGUAUGCACUUCCCACUAAGUCACAGCUCUUGAAGAAGCUAAAUGAAGAUGAGGCCUCAGCAAAGAAUCAGAUGCAGAAUUACAUAACGGCAUCUGCAGCGGUCAUUCUCUACGUGGAAGACCUUUUUACCUCAAGACAACUGGGCCUAGAUUGGUGAGCUUGGUCCACUUCCUGCGAUCUUUAUUCUAACUUUAUUUUGAUCUCAAUAAUGUUUUAUAUGGAGAUCUGAUCAGGCUUAGAUCUUCAGAGUUAACUCUUUGGUGUACCACAUUGUAACAUUUAUUACAUGUCUUAACUUAUAUAAAGGCAAUCUAGGCAUUUCAUCAGCGAACAAGAGGUCUGUUUGGAUCUGAUGCCUAAGAUUGAUUAUGCUUACCAGUUAGACCACUAGGUGGUGGUUCUUUUGAUCUUACUGUAUACUUCUUUUAGUUCGAAUAGUGCUAUUUGUAUGGAAUCCACAUCUUUACAUACUUUAAACAAGAAAUUUGAUCAUUCUGGCGUCA
This is a messenger RNA of Ananas comosus (pineapple), 1129 nucleotides long. Its product is annotated as accelerated cell death 11-like. Lineage: Eukaryota; Viridiplantae; Streptophyta; Magnoliopsida; Poales; Bromeliaceae. Gene Ontology annotation, biological process: ceramide transport; intermembrane lipid transfer. The transcript is spliced from 4 exons. Gene Ontology annotation, cellular component: cytosol; membrane; cytoplasm. The record is from RefSeq and is a predicted model, not a curated record. Gene Ontology annotation, molecular function: ceramide 1-phosphate transfer activity; ceramide 1-phosphate binding. The coding region runs from base 163 to 783 and encodes 206 amino acids.